Phycodurus eques (leafy seadragon) is the source of this 3282-nucleotide messenger RNA. It is a transcript of the gene gtpbp1, whose product is annotated as GTP binding protein 1. Gene Ontology annotation, molecular function: GTP binding; GTPase activity; translation elongation factor activity. The record is from RefSeq and is a predicted model, not a curated record. The transcript is spliced from 13 exons. The coding region runs from base 339 to 2579 and encodes 746 amino acids. Lineage: Eukaryota; Metazoa; Chordata; Actinopteri; Syngnathiformes; Syngnathidae. Gene Ontology annotation, biological process: translational elongation.
GGGGGAACGAGAGGAGGAGGCUGCGGAAACAUGCUCGACCCCCCUCCGCGGCAUUGGUUCUCUGCUCGCAUAUUCCAGAGUAUCACAAGAGACUAUUGGCGAGCAUGUAACAUAUUCACCCACACCUACCUCAUUAUUAUCAACAGGGUGGUGACGUGAUAUUUUGAAAGGCAAACUGACAGCUUACAAAUAGCCGCACAUCUCCCUAUUUGCAAUAUUUGCACAAUGUAAAGUUUGAGUGGUGUAGCUAGCCGCUAUCCGACGUUAGCACCUAGCCGUCAUCACAACAACCAAGCGAGCCUGAUACAAAUCUACAGGAACGCUCCUCGCAUCUACAAAUGGCAUCGAUAGCAGCGGCGACGCACGAGUCGAGCUCUGCGCUCGCUGAUGCUUUACUCCCGGCGAGCAUAUUCGCACCUGACCGUGGAGGAUGCGCGGACGACCCUGGGGACGAGUUCUACGAGGACGGGGACGUGGUCAACGGAGAGCCCGAGGACCGGAGGAUCGACUUUACAAGCAAGUUGGCCCUUGUCAGUCCAAAUGGAGAGCAGUAUGACUCCUUACUUAGCCAGCUAAAGGACAGAAUGGAAGAAGGGUCCGGAGAGACCAUCUAUGUGGUUGGGAUGGGUUCAGAUGGUGGCGAUUGGGGUCUCAAUAAAAAGGACAUGGAGGCUUCAGAGGCCACGGUGCGAUCUAUGUGUGCACAACUGGACUCUGAUCUGAUCCCGCUAAGGGAGCGCACUGAAGCGGAGGGUUUGGUACGGGAUUAUCUGAUUCGUCGGCGUGUGGGGGAGCUGGACUUCCUAGAGGUCAGGGUGGCAGUGGUAGGGAAUGUGGAUGCUGGUAAGAGUACUCUUUUAGGAGUGUUAACACAUGGAGAGCUGGAUAAUGGCAGAGGCUUCGCUCGCCAGAAACUUUUCAGACACAAGCAUGAGAUGGAGAGCGGCAGGACCAGCAGUGUGGGAAACGAUAUACUCGGAUUCGACCAAGCGGGACAGGUGGUGAACAAACCGGACAGCCAUGGAGGAAGUCUGGAUUGGACCAAAAUUUGUGAGAACUCCUCAAAGGUUAUCACCUUCAUCGAUCUGGCCGGCCAUGAGAAAUACCUCAAGACCACCGUGUUUGGAAUGACGGGACACUUACCAGACUUUUGCAUGCUCAUGGUCGGCAGUAAUGCAGGGAUUGUGGGCAUGACCAAAGAGCACCUGGGUCUGGCCCUAGCCCUCAACGUUCCCGUCUUUGUUGUGGUGACAAAAAUAGACAUGUGUCCAGCUAACAUCCUGCAAGAAACAUUAAAGUUGCUUCAGAGGUUACUGAAGUCCCCUGGCUGCAGGAAAAUCCCUGUCCUGGUGCAGAACAAGGACGACGUCAUUGUCACGGCAUCCAACUUCAGCUCUGAGAGGAUGUGUCCCAUUUUUCAAAUCUCAAACGUGACUGGAGAGAACAUGGACCUGCUCAAGAUGUUCCUCAACCUGCUCUCAUCCCGGACCUGCUACAGAGACGACCAGCCAGCUGAGUUUCAGAUUGACGACACCUACUCUGUACCGGGAGUUGGAACAGUAGUAUCUGGAACUACGUUACGUGGACUAAUUCGUCUGAACGAUACUAUGCUCCUGGGGCCAGACCCUUUGGGCAGCUUCAUUCCCAUCGCCGUAAAAUCAAUUCACCGCAAGCGAAUGCCUGUGAAGGAAGUCCGAGGGGGUCAGACUGCCUCGUUUGCACUUAAAAAGAUCAAGCGUUCGACGAUAAGGAAAGGCAUGGUGAUGGUGUCCUCAAGGUUGAACCCACAAGCCACUUGGGAGUUUGAGGCAGAGAUUCUUGUUCUACAUCACCCCACUACGAUAUCACCCCGAUACCAGGCUAUGGUCCACUGUGGCAGCAUAAGGCAGACCGCCACCAUCUUGUCCAUGAACAGAGACUGCUUACGGACAGGAGACAAGGCCUCUGUCCACUUCCGCUUUAUUAAGACCCCCGAGUACCUUCACUGUGACCAGAGGCUGGUGUUCAGGGAGGGACGCACAAAGGCUGUAGGGACCAUCACAAAGCUCCUGCAGUCCACCAAUAAUUUGCCAUCAAACUCCAAACCUCCACAGAUAAAAAUGCAAUCCACGAAAAAGACACAGUCUCGAAAAGAGGACGGCACCACAGCAACCGGCGACGAGGGCAUGACGAUAUCACAGUCAUCGGGCCCAAGCACGACACAUGUGAGAUACAGAGUACAAAAAAUAGACAAAUACCAAACUGGAUUCUGCUUAUUAUCUUUCUCUUGUGAACUCACACUGUUAACUGCUUCUCUAACUUGUCAACUCUUCUGUGUCCUUAUUCUAUUCUUGGAACAUCUCAUUCAUCCAUUCAAACUGUAUCAUACAUCAUGUGUCAUAUUCUCACCUCUCUGCUUGCGUGGCUGGCUCCCGAAAGGGAGAGGGGGAGGAGGACCCUCAGUUAAAGGAGGGCAACAAAGAGAACAAGCCAAAGACGGGAGGAGGUGGAAGAAGAAGAGGAGGCCAGCGACACAAAGGGAAAGGACAGAACAACUCUGCAGCAGUAGCCUCCACUUCAGGAACAGGAUGCUGAACUGACUCCACUCCCUCUUUGCUUACCUCCCUCUCCAUCAAUCAUUCCAGCUAUUUUAGUGCAAAACACUCCUCAGUCUUACUCCUCAUUGCCUUUUAUACCAGGAUUUUAUUAUCAAGGGAACAUGAAGAUUGGAUUUUAUGUCAAUAAAUCUGCCAUCACUGUUGAGAAUGGUUUACAUGACACAGUCGAGAAUAGUUUGUCACAAUCAUUAUUUUUAUUUAUAAUUUUUUUUUAUAAAGUGGCUUAAUGAUAGGAAGGGGGGGUAAAACCCAAAUCAAGGGUCCAAGAAAUACGAGCAGCUAAAAGUGACACUUGCCCAUGCAUUUCCUGUGAAUUUGCAAUGAAAAGAAUAUUUCGUGUACUAUUUAUACUUGUUUGCACCCUGGUUGAAAAUAUAAAUAUACAACUGAAUGUAGCAGGGAACACAUCCUGUUAAUCCUAGAUGUAUGGAAACUAUAAUACUAGCCGUUAAGUUUUAUAAUUGUCAAUCUAUUUGGCAUUCAUGCAAAAUUUUACCCUUGGAUACUUGUUCUUAAUUUUUAACCUUGUAUCACUUGUGAUCUUCUACCCACUAGUGUGCUACAACAUGGCUCCACCCUACAGUAAUCUUGUCUCCCCAGCAGUCACUCAUGAUUCUAAGACAUGCAGUGCUAAUUGUGAACUCUAGUACCUAUUGUGUUACAGCUUGCUACUGUUAACGUGACA